Messenger RNA from Raphanus sativus (radish), 2551 nucleotides. RefSeq names its product WPP domain-associated protein. The transcript is spliced from 5 exons. The record is from RefSeq and is a predicted model, not a curated record. Bases 8 to 2317 code for a protein of 769 amino acids. Lineage: Eukaryota; Viridiplantae; Streptophyta; Magnoliopsida; Brassicales; Brassicaceae.
AGCCAAAAUGAAAGAGAUAAUGAAGGAAGUGGAAGGAAAAGUGAAGUUUUCAAUGGCGGAUUCGACGAUGAUGUUACUUGUACAACAAGCAAUGGACAAAGCUCACGAAAAGAUCAAAACAAAACACGGUCUUCUCCUCCGCCUUAACGCUAUAUCCCUAUUCUACGAACUCGCCGUGUUACAGCUCGAGAGCUGUCUGAAUUUCGUGCAACAAGAGACCGAUAACCUCGAGAGCAACCACGAGGAAGUGGUCCGCGAUCUGAGGAAGAUCAAAGACAGGCUUCACCACCGUCUCCUCGAGACAGAGCUGGCUAUUCUCGAGAAAGACAGGGAGCUUUUAGAGAGGUCAGAGAACGAAGCGAGCUUGAGAAACGUCUUGGAGAGUAAAGAAACAGAGCUUGUUCAUUUGCAAGAUCUCGAGAGGAACAGGAGUAGUUGUAGUAAUGAGAUUGGUGAGGAGUUCUCUGAGCUGAAAAGCUCUGUUGAUCAUCAGGUGAUGAAUCUUAGACAAAAGCUUGAGACGGAGUACGAUGGUUUGGGGAAAGAGACGGAGGAUCCUUCAGGGGUUGAUAUAGAUGUUCUGAAAGGGACGAUGGAUCUUGCGUUUAACAAGAUGCAUCACGCGAUAUUCUUGUCUGAGUUAGGUCCCAUUGAGCAGAGCUGGAGAUGGUCUAUAGAGAGGGAGACAAUGGGGUUACUUAUAAAAGGUUUCAUGAAUGGUUUAGAAGAGGAGAAGAAGAAGGUAAUGAUGGUUGUUAAAGAUUAUGAAUCUAGGGUUUGUUUGAUUCGUAGAGAGGUGGAAUGUUUAGAAUCACAGAUCACCAUCCAUAGAACAUCAUCAUCAUCUCCUAGAGCAAUAACAACAUCAUCAUCUCCUAGAGCAAUAACAACAUCAUCAUCUUCAAUAGAUUGUGAAGUUGUUCUUGAUGAUAAAGAAGAAGAGGGAGAAGAAGAGGGAGAAGAUUCAAGCAACUAUCCUGUUUCGAAGUUGAUAAAGAGUCAUGAAUCGAUCAUUAGGAGGAAGAGCGAAGAGCUUGUUCCUCCUAAAAUCGAGUCUAUUAAACGCCAGAGGAGCUGCAACAGCUCUAGCUUGAAACGAGGUAUUGAUGAUAUCGUCGCAGGUCUUGAUAGCUUGAUGUCUCUUAACACUAAGCUGUUCGAACAUUUUGUUUAUGAUGAGGAUUAUGAUAGACGUGAUAAUGAUGAAGUGGUAAUGGGCGAUGGUUUGGAUGAUGUUUGGAAGAAAAUGCAGAAACAUAGAUCGGUGCUGUCUGAAAAUGAGGUAGAGGUGAAAGAAGACGUAGAAAUGGAGUUAAUGAUCUUGGAAGAUACUUACUUGACUCUACUCAAAGGUUUGUUAACAGAUGAAAUCACAAAAAUUAAGAAAACAGAAGAAGACAUGGAGAGCCAAAAGAAUCUAAACUGGGAGAAAGAUUUUGAGAUUCUUCGUGAAGAUGAAGCAUUCAGACAAGAAGUGGACUGGAUUACUGUAAGAGAGUUGCUACAAGGAGUUUCAGAGAAUAUAGAGAAUCAUAAAAGGAUUGAAGCAGAAAAUAAAAGGCUGCUUGAGGAACAAGGAAAAAGGGCAUGCUUGGAUACAUCUCUAGUCUUUGAUGAUUUUGAGAUUAAUCGUGAGGAUGAAAAUUUCAGACAAGAAGUGGACUGGAUUAUUGUAAGAGAGUUGCUAAGAGAAGUUUCAGAGACUAUAGAGAAUCUUGAAAGGAAUGAAGCAGACAAUAAAAGGUUGCUUGGGGAACAAGUAGAGAGGGCAAGCUUGAAUACAUCUCUAGUCUUUGAUGAUUUUGAGAUUCUGCGUGAAGAUGGAGUGUUUAGACAUGAAGUGGAUUGGCUUAUUGUAAGAGAGUUGCUAAUAGAAGUUUCAGAGACUGUAAAGAAUCUUGAAAGGAAUGAAGCAAACAAUAAAAGGUUGCUUGAGGAAGAAGUAAAGAGAGUGUGCAUGGAGAUAUCUUUAGUUUUUGAUGAAUUUGAUUUCAAGAUUCAAGAGAAGUUAAAGAUGGCAAAUUUAGGGUUACAAAACUCGGAGGAACAUAUUGAUUCAACAGUGGAUUAUAUAGCAGAGUUAAGACGAAAAGAAUCUGCAUAUAGAACAGCUUUUGUUCUUAGGUCUGAGAAUCUCAUAAAGGCAGAAACUGAGGUUGAUCUUCUGGGAGAUCAAGUAGAUUCGCUUGUGAAGCUUCUGCAGAAAACGCUUUGGACAUUUCAUCAACAUCCAUCGCUUCUCUGCAAUCACUCAGAUAUAUCAGAAAUUUGUAAGAUGAUCAAGGAAGUGUUAUACGAGGAUUACAAACCAAACUAACUUGCAGAAUAAUAGUCAACAUGCGCGUCAAUACCGUCUCUUUCACUAUCAAAGGAUGAAAUUAACAUUAUGGAAUUCUUGCCGCAAAACACACAGGAUUUGUCUCACUUUGGCUAAUCACACCCAAGCAUCCAGCACCGGUCGUACACAUUACGACGUCCACACAAAUGAUUAUAUCCGUAUACAUCCAGCCACUUAUGUCCAUCACAAUAACGUUCAAGCAACUGCGUCCAU